AUGGCUUGCUGUGUGUUACAAAUCACUGGUCUAAUAUUUGGAGGUAUCGGCAUGGUUGGGACUUUGGCAGCCACAGCUAUGCCACAGUGGAGAGUUUCUGCCUACAUUGAUGUCAACAUUGUGGUAUUUGAGACCAUCUGGGAAGGACUGUGGAUGGACUGCAUCAGUCAGCUGGGCAUCAGGCUGCAAUGCAAAUUCUACGAUUCUCUUCUGGCUCUUCCUUCACCCUUGGAGGCAUUCAGAGCCCUCAUGUGCAUUGCAGUGAUCCUAUCAAUCAUUUCCUUUUUGAUGGCCAUUGUUGGUGUGAAGUACACUCAUCGGACUAAGGAGGAUUCUCAGGACAUCAGCACCUUUCUACUGGCAGCUGGAAUCGCCUUUCUCCUGACAGGCAUCCUUGUUUUGAUCCCUGUGUCCUGGACUGCAGGUAGCAUAAUUCGUGACUUCUAUGAUCCAGAAGUCCCUACACCACUGAAACGAGAACUAGGAUCUGCUCUCUAUGUGGGCUGGGCAAGUACUGCACUUCUCAUUGCUGCAGGGGCAAUGUACUGUAGUUUCUGGUGCUGGGCUGAUACAUCCUCAAAAUCCAGGUAUCCAUUGCUUUCCCACCACAGACUGCACAAACCUGAUUUUGCAGGAGGACCAUCUCUAAGUGUGCAUGCCUAUGUGUAG
This is a messenger RNA of Dryobates pubescens (Downy woodpecker), 669 nucleotides long. Its product is annotated as claudin-8-like. NCBI's taxonomy places the organism in Eukaryota, Metazoa, Chordata, Aves, Piciformes, Picidae. The transcript has a single exon. Gene Ontology annotation, cellular component: bicellular tight junction; plasma membrane. The record is from RefSeq and is a predicted model, not a curated record. Gene Ontology annotation, molecular function: structural molecule activity. Gene Ontology annotation, biological process: cell adhesion; bicellular tight junction assembly. The coding region runs from base 1 to 669 and encodes 222 amino acids.